AUGGCAUUGUGUAUGCAUCCUAAUGUCGUAAUGUAUCACACUUCUUUUGUUGUUGGCGAAGAAUUAUGGGUUGUUAUGCGUCUUCUCAAUUGUGGUAGUAUGCUCGAUAUCCUGAAAAGACGCAUAAAGGCAAUGGGAAAGGAAGCGGCUUCAUCAGGUGUUUUGGAUGAAGUAACUAUUGCCACCGUCCUGAAAGAAGUGUUACGAGGAUUGGAGUAUUUUCACAGCAGUGGGCAGAUACAUCGUGAUAUUAAGGCUGGAAAUAUACUAAUUGCCGAUGAUGGUACAGUUCAAAUUGCGGAUUUUGGCGUUUCUGGAUGGCUGGCUGCAAGUCAAGGAGACUUAUCAAGACAGAAAGUUCGGCAUACAUUCGUUGGGACACCAUGUUGGAUGGCUCCAGAGGUUAUGGAGCAAGUUUCAGGAUACGACUUCAAAGCUGAUAUCUGGAGUUUUGGAAUUUUGGCUAUUGAAUUAGCAACUGGUACAGCUCCUUAUCAUAAAUUCCCACCAAUGAAGGUUUUGAUGUUAACGUUACAAAACGAUCCGCCAGGUUUAGACACAAAUGCAGAGAGAAAAGAUCAGUAUAAAGCAUAUGGAAAAAGCUUCCGUCACGUCAUAAAGGAUUGCUUACAGAAAGAUCCAUCAAAGCGACCAACUGCAAGUGAACUACUGAAGUAUUCGUUUUUCAAAAAGGCUAAAGAUAAGAAGUAUUUGGUACAUGCCUUAAUUGAAAACCUAGCAUCUAUGCCGCUUCCAUCUCACCAUCAAACUGAUGCACCGAAGAAGGUUGCAUCGGGUAAACUGAAGAAGAAUUCGGAAGGAAACUGGGAAUUUGAACCAGAAGAAACUGAAUCAGAAGAAGAGGGUGAAAAGAUGGACCUUCCAACAACUUCAACUGCUGUAGCAACGACUUCGGAAACCAUCAAUUUGGUCCUGCGUGUGAGGAAUGCGCAGAAAGAGCUGAAUGAUAUCAAAUUUGAUUAUACGCCAUCAGUGGAUACCGUUGAAGGUAUAGCACAUGAACUGGUUGCAGCUGAAUUAAUCGAUGGACAUGAUCUGGUUGUUGUGGCAGCAAAUUUAAAAAAACUUGUGGAUGCAGCACUAUCAAAAAGUGACAAAAAGUCAGUAACCUUUGCUCUAAGUUCGGUACCACCACAGGAAAUGCCGGAUGAACGUGCUUUAAUAGGUUUCGCACAGAUAUCACUGAUCGAUUCGAGUAACGCUCAAGUUGAUUGA
Messenger RNA from Acanthocheilonema viteae, 1236 nucleotides. The record is from the annotation of a GenBank genome assembly. NCBI's taxonomy places the organism in Eukaryota, Metazoa, Nematoda, Chromadorea, Rhabditida, Onchocercidae.